GAUGAGUGCAUAUUACCGCUGUACAUAAACGUAUACAUAAAUAAUAUUUGCGUAUUAAAAAUACAGCGGAUGAGAGAGGCCGAUCAUCGAAGGUAACAUACGACGAUAGUGGAGUUUGACAAAUUGCAAGCAACGUGUAUCAGUAUAGUUAAAAGUGUACAGUUCUCGCGGUGUUCAGUCUUCGUAAACACGGCGCCAUGAUGUUCUCGAACGCCAUAACACUGUUAUACGACGUUUCGUUCUUUCUAAGGAUAAAUAUCUGUAGCUGAAACUGCAUGCGAGAAACGGAGUAAAUAAAUAUCGCAGGGAACAGUUCGCUACGUUAGAAUAAAUUUUUAGAUACUCAAUUCUGGGUGAGUACGCGAGAAAGUUUCGAACGUUUUCUGAAAUUCUGAACGUUCUCUGUUAACUAUUGCUCAUUGCAAAUACCCCGACCGCCACGGAAACGAGAUUGAAAGACGGAGAGAAGAUAAGGUGGAAGAGAGAGACAGAAAGAUUAUGUACGCUGCGAGUGGCGAUACUGUAUUACAAGAAAAUUUGCUUAGAUGUUUAUCGUGUUCGUAGAACUGUUGUCAUUAAAAAUACGAUAAAGUCAAGGUGUGGAAUCGAUAAAUUCGCGGAUAUUUUUAAUUGAUUGUGAUGGCGAGAGGUUGGCGUCAAGAAUGUGGUAACAGGAGUGGGAGAUUGUAGUAAAAACAAUGCUGGAUCGCUAGGCCAUUGUACGUUGUUUAGGAACAGAAAUACCAUAAGAACAUCAUAGAGAUAGUUUACAUAUUACAGUAUUUUUAACAUGGAUGAUGAAGAAGGAUCAUCAAGCUCUGGACCUAUGUCUUCGUUGAACAGUUUAUUUUCAUUUACUAGUCCUGCUGUGAAAAAGUUGCUUGGUUGGAAACAGGGUGACGAAGAGGAAAAAUGGGCAGAAAAGGCAGUGGAUUCUUUAGUAAAAAAAUUAAAAAAACGAAAAGGUGCAAUAGAAGAAUUAGAACACGCUUUAAGCUGUCCAGGAACGCCUAGCAAAUGUGUUACAAUUCCAAGAAGUUUAGAUGGUAGAUUGCAAGUUUCACAUCGUAAGGGUUUACCGCAUGUAAUUUAUUGUCGAGUGUGGAGAUGGCCAGAUUUGCAGUCACACCAUGAAUUGAAACCUUUGGAAUUAUGUCAGUACCCUUUCUCUGCAAAACAGAAAGAAGUUUGCAUCAAUCCUUAUCAUUAUAAAAGAGUGGAAAGCCCAGUACUACCACCAGUUCUGGUUCCUAGACAUUCAGAAUAUGCUCCAGGACAUUCAUUGUUACCAUUUCAACAAAUAGCAGAACCAACAAUGCCACACAAUGUGUCCUAUUCUUCUAGUGGAUUCAAUGCUGGAUCCACUGGUGGUGUAAAUCCAACUUCACCUAUGUCUUCUGUUGGGUCUGUUCCAAGUCCAGGAAGCACAACAUCACCAAAUCCACAAAGUCCAUAUGGUACUAAUGGAUUACCAGAAACUCCACCUCCAGCAUAUUCCCCGCCUGAAGAUGGUUCACAACCUGGACAAUCACCACCACCUGAUCCAGUAGCAAUGGAUACAAGUGGAACAUCAGAAGUAGCUCCAGUGUGUUACCAAGAACCGCCUUAUUGGGCCUCUAUCGCAUAUUACGAAUUAAAUUGUAGAGUGGGUGAAGUUUUUCAUUGUCAUUCUCACUCUGUUAUUGUGGAUGGUUUUACAAAUCCAAGUAACAACUCUGAUCGUUUUUGCCUUGGACAGUUGUCUAAUGUUAAUCGAAAUUCUACUAUUGAAAAUACAAGAAGGCAUAUAGGCAAAGGAGUGCAUCUGUAUUAUGUAGGUGGUGAAGUGUAUGCAGAAUGUCUCUCUGAUUCUGCUAUAUUUGUGCAAUCUAGAAAUUGUAAUCAUCAUCAUGGGUUUCAUCCUAGUACAGUUUGUAAGAUUCCACCAGGAUGUUCAUUGAAGAUAUUUAAUAAUCAGGAGUUUGCUCAGCUGCUUUCACAAAGUGUUAAUCAUGGUUUUGAAGCUGUCUAUGAAUUAACAAAAAUGUGUACAAUAAGAAUGUCCUUUGUUAAAGGAUGGGGUGCUGAGUACCAUAGACAAGAUGUUACAUCAACACCCUGUUGGAUCGAGGCACACCUACAUGGACCCUUACAGUGGUUGGAUAAAGUGUUAACACAAAUGGGUUCUCCUCAUAAUGCUAUAAGUUCUGUGUCAUAAUUUGUGUUUCGUGUUUAAUUGCAAGGAGAGAAAAAAAAUAGUGAAAUGUAGAAAGAAACCUGAUGAUUCAAGAGCAGUUUUUAAUAUUACAUAGUGCGAUAGUAAUAUAGACAUCAUAAGAGAUUUAAAGAAAGAAUAAUGAGAAUGGUAAGCAAGACAAUGCUGUCCCAAUAUGAGACUUAUCUCGUGUCUGCGCAACGAAGAAAAUUGAUAAUAUAAUUCUUAUGAAAAUAAAGGAUUGCAAAAGUCAAUAAGUAUUGAAUGUGAUCCUUGAUACGAAAAUUUGAGAGAUCACGAUGUACGCGCAAAAGCUGUACAACUUUUGGCUGUUACAUAGGGAGAGAAUUAUAGUAAAAGAUAUGUCUUAAAUAUAUAUGAAAAAUCAUAUUUUUCAAAUCUAUUCAACUACUUCUAAUACUUUAUUUUAUAUGGAAAAUUGUUGUGGAAAUAUUUGCCAGCGCUAUAUCAUGAAUGCUUCGCUAGAUUUGUUUUGAGUCUUUUUUUAUCAUAGGUGAACAAAUCUACCAAUAUGGAACGAAGAUAAAUAAUUACCAGUCAAUAAGGAGAAAUAAUUCAGAUUUCAAUGAUAUAACAUUUUUAAUGUUUACAGUUUUAAACAGAAUACGCGUGCUUUUAAAGCAUCUGAUUUAUGCCUAAACAAGCCUUAGACUAUUCAAAUUUAUUACUAUAAAGACUGUAAUCUAAGGAUUAUUAAUUUCGAUUUUACUAAUAGUAAUGCAAUUAAUAUUUCAAUAUAGACAUCAGAUGCUGAUCUCACGUUGACGUUUGAAAGUUAACUGCAUCCGAUGACAUAUUGGAAUAUUAACUUUAAUAAUGCAAAUAAAGAAUAUUUUUUGUGCAACGUUCCCUAACAUUCAUAUAAUGUAAGCCUUUGGAUGUAGCCUUAUAAGAAACUAAUGUGACAACUAACACAGAGUCAUCUACCUACUUGCUACUUGUCAGAUUUGAGAGUAAUAUAAGAAUUAUAUAUUAGCUUUGCACUUUUCAGAAGUGUUUGCAAAUUUCAGACUUUGGCAAAGGUUAAUGUACAUACAAAAAGUAUAAUAAUUAUAUGGCAUCGUGUGCAAUUGAAAUAAUUGGUGUUAUAUUUGGUACAAAACGAUGAAAAUUUUAUAAGUAGAAUUCUGAAAAGUGCCAAAAUCGUAUGUAUGUGACGCUCUUUAUUUAAACUAUGCCAAAUCAUAUUGAAUGUUACGUGUAUUAAUUUUCUUACGAAAAAUGAAUUUUUUAUAAAAAAUAUUUACUUCAAACAGAAUGUAAUUCACUUCAUAUAUUUUAAUGACCGAUGUACAAGUUCUAUAAGAAGUCUAUACAACAUUGUGUGUAACAAUCGCGUGUCACAUACAUUCGGUAAUGAGCUAGAAAGGUCAUAUGAAUAUUUAGUUCGAAUUCAGUGAAAUCCGAGAUACCGAGAGGACUUUCACAUGAAAGAUUUGGUAUUAAUAAUGGUCUUGUCUGUAUCUUUUUAUGUAUUUAUGACAGAACAUUAAUUCCAUGAUAUAAUUGUUCGCAAACACCAACUCCUUGUUUAAUUUUUGCAUGAAGAUACACAGGUAUUACAAAGCACAAAUUUUACUUAAUAUUUUAAAAGUGAUUGCCUGUGGCAUAAUGUAUAUUCCAAUGAUCUUCUGGCUUGCUGAUAAAUUCAUAACUAUUCAUCAGAUUACUUUUAUGUAUAUCCUACGUAUAUUUAAAUUAUAAGUAUGAAGAAGGUAUACGGAUCAUAUAACGCUAUCUAAGAGUACUUGAGAACUGUGAAACAGAAGUCACUGCCGCCUGUUGUUACUUAUUUGUCGAUAUACCUAGCUGUGAUUCUUUGCUACCAAAUUUAACAAAUUGCGCGUGGGUGAUCAACGAUGAUAAAUGUUUUUUGCUUCGUCGAAUUAACGAAUGUAAUAAAAAAAAUAAUUAAACCUAUGAAUGCAAAUCGUACAAGGAAAUAUGACAAUAACCCGUUAUGAGAAAAAUAAGACGAUCUUAUACACGGCGAAUAAAAAUAUUCAAUCGGAAGAAUAUUUAUCGUUCCACUUACCGUUUCUUCGUGAUCACUUGUGAAAUCAGUUUAGUUGAAACGAAAGAAUAUUUUUCACCGAGACCACCACUCUAGAUAAUAAUUGGUGUUGAUGAAAUUUUUAAAUAUGUACACCGAUCGAAACAAAUGUGAAAUUAAUGUUUUAGGUAUGUCGAGCUUGUCGCACUCGUAACGAGCAACAAAUGCUUUAUUGCAAGAUGUAUGUAUAAAUAGUUACAUAUAUAAUACCUAUACUUGGAGCUUUUACUCUUUGUUGGUAUUUCGAUUUCUUUAUUAAUGCAAGCACAAUAUAUUACGAAUCUCGUUUCCAAAUCACCUGUUAAUCGCUUCUUCGUUGCUACUCUUUUUCAGAUUACUAAUUGCGAGAAGGCCUGGUUAAUGUUACACUAAAGAACUAUAAUGCUACGACUUAUAUACUUAAGUACAUACCGCCCAAGUUGUGCCUUGGAUGCCUUUUACAUUCUAUACACGCCUUAUAAUAUUGUAAUCAUAAACGUAUUAAAUUUAAAUUUAUUAUAGCAUGUAACAUGGCGAAUGGAUGCAUUGUUUGCCAAAUAACGCUUAAAACAUUGCAAAAUGUUGUAACGUUAUAUAUAAAAUCUGUCUUCUAUCUACAGCCCUGAACUCUAAACGUAGGGAUAUAUUUAAAAAAUAUAAUAGUUUUCCAGAGAAUAAAUGUAUUUAUAUACACGUGAACGUAUAUGAAUCGACUAUUUACGAACGGUGAUUUGGAAAGGGACUCGUAAUCAUCCUAGAUGUCAGUCAGUGUAAAUAAAUUUUUUUAGCUGUAACAA
Molecule: messenger RNA, 5044 nt
Organism: Colletes gigas
Lineage: Eukaryota; Metazoa; Arthropoda; Insecta; Hymenoptera; Colletidae
Gene: Mad
Product: protein mothers against dpp
Exons: 3
Coding region: 791-2197 (468 amino acids)
Biological process (GO): transforming growth factor beta receptor signaling pathway; cell differentiation; anatomical structure morphogenesis
Cellular component (GO): heteromeric SMAD protein complex
Molecular function (GO): RNA polymerase II cis-regulatory region sequence-specific DNA binding; DNA-binding transcription factor activity, RNA polymerase II-specific; I-SMAD binding
Source: RefSeq, a predicted model, not a curated record